AUGAAUUAAAUAUAUCAAGAUAAGGCUAUAUUAUUAACAGAGCUAUAAUAAUUGAAGUAAAGAAAUCUUAAAUUGGAAUUUGAACUUAAAGAACUUUUCCAAUCUUAUAAUACUAUGAGAUCUAAAUCAUCAAAAGACAAUAUUCAUUUAUUAGAAGAAGAAUUAGAUGAUUUAAAGUAUAUUAGCUUAUUUAACAACUCUAGAGUUUAACAUUAAAAUAUGAAGGAUGCUUUUGAUUAUAAGCUUGAAUUAUUACGUAUUAGAUUAGAAAAAGUUAACCAAGAGAAUAACUAAUUGAAAUUAGAAAAUUUGGAAUUAAUUUAACAGUAAAAUGAUUAAAUUUAAUAAACUCAAUCCAUUAUUUAGAUGACAAAAUAGAACAAAGUCUUAUAAAAUUCUUAAAUUGAUAAUUUUAAGAAUUAAGUAAAUAAAAUUAAAACUGUUGUUGAAUAAAAAAUAGUUAAGAAAUCUAAUAAAUAAUUCAUGAAUACAAAAAAAUGA
Paramecium sonneborni is the source of this 501-nucleotide messenger RNA. The record is from the annotation of a GenBank genome assembly. Lineage: Eukaryota; Ciliophora; Oligohymenophorea; Peniculida; Parameciidae.